CUUUUCCACUUUAACAGUUCUGAGACGCUGGGAGACAGUACCACCAACCUAUACUGCAUAAAAAGCAAAGCUGAGAAAGAGAGAGAGAGAGAGAGAUACAGAAACAAAACAACAUUGUCCGCAAAAGAGAGAUCUAAGCAACAUGGGGUGACUCAGAAAAUGGAAUAAAAAAGAAGAAAAAGCAGUUGAAGUUGUUUAUGGCCGUUGGUGUUAAUUGGAACCGAAUGUCUCACGUUUGAAUUUUGUUAUUUUUUUGCACUGCCUCGGGUGUGUCAGAUGUUUGUUUGUUGAUUCUUUUACUCUUGUAACUUGUGAGUUUAACUGAACUGCAGCAAGAGGGACUCUCUAUACCAUCUGUUAUGUAACUGUGUUAACGUGGUUCUUGUUGUAAAUCAUUGAAUUUUCGCGGAUUGAGUUUCUUCAAAAUCAGAAGACUCGGUGUCGGUGUCGGUGUUGAUUUACUUGGCCGGAGCGAUGGCAACUCUGUCCCAUGCUGAUUCUAGAAGAAUGUAUUCAUGGUGGUGGGACAGUCACAUUAGCCCCAAGAACUCGAAAUGGCUCCAAGAGAAUCUGACGGAUAUGGAUUCCAAGGUGAAGCAAAUGAUCAAGCUGAUCGAGGAAGAUGCAGAUUCAUUUGCCAGGAGGGCUGAAAUGUAUUAUAAGAAACGCCCAGAGCUUAUGAAAUUAGUUGAAGAGUUUUAUCGCGCAUACCGGGCAUUGGCUGAGAGAUAUGAUCACGCAACUGGAGUGAUACGUCAGGCCCAUCAUACUAUGGCUGAAGCAUUUCCUAAUCAAGUCCCUCCUCUGGCACCCGCAGAUGAUUCACCUGGAGUAACUUCCAUGGAGACUGAACCACAUACACCAGAGACAAUCCACUUUUCCCGUGCCUUUCUUGACUCAGAUGACCUGCAAAAGGAUGCUUUAACUCAUUUCCAUGCAAUCAGUCGAAAUGGAUCUUAUACUGAUGAAGCUGAUUCUGGUAUAAGCAGAAAGGGUUUAAAACAGCUCAAUGAUCUGUUCAUGUCAGGAGAACCUGUAAGUCAUGCAAAGUCUGCAAGAAGGGGGCUUAAUUUUCUUGACACGGAGGAGAUUAAAGGGCAAGACAACGGAAGCCAAAAUACUAGAGCUCAAGUCUUACCCGAGUCUGAACGCAUUACCAAAGCCGAGACAGAAAUUUUGGCCUUAAAGAAAGUCCUAGCUAAGUUAGAAAGUGAAAAGGAGGCUGGCUUGCUUCAGUAUCAGUAUAGUUUGGAGAGAUUGUCCAAUCUGGAAUCAGAAAUGUCUCAUGCAAGAGAGAAUUCUCAAGGACUUAAUGAACGAGCAAACAAAGCUGAAGCUGAAGUUCAAACCUUGAAGGAAGCUCUUACUAAAUUACAGGCUGAAAGAGAAGCUAGUCUUCUUCAGUACCAGCAAUGCUUGGAGAAAAUAUAUAAUCUGGAGGAAAAUAUUUCUUCUGCUCAAAAGGAUGUAGGAGAACUUAAUGAACGAGCAACUAGAGCUGAAACUGCAGCUGAAUCCUUAAAGCAAGACCUUGCUAGAGUAGAAGCUGAAAAGGAAGCUGCCCUUGUUCAAUAUAAUCAGUCCUUGGAGAUGUUGUCAAAACUAGAGGAGAGACUAAUACAAGCUGAAGAGAAUGCAAGGAGAAUUAAUGAGCAAGCUAAUGCAGCAAAAGAUGAAAUUGAGGGCAUGAAGUUAGAAAUUGCUAAACUUACUGAAGAGAAGGAAGAUGCAGCUCUUCGCUAUCAACAAUGCUUGGAGAUAAUUUCCAGUAUGGAGCAUAAACUCUCUUGUGCCCAGGAGGAGGUGCAUAGGCUAAAUUGCAAGAUAAAUGAUGGGGUUGAAAAGUUACAUAGUUCUGAACAGAAGUGUACUCUCUUGGAAACAUCAAAUCAGACUCUGCAAUCUGAAUUGCAGUCUUUGGCACAGAAGUUUGGAUCUCAAAGUGAAGAACUUAGUGAGAAGCAGAAGGAUUUGGGUAGACUCUGGACUUGCAUACAAGAGGAGCGAUUGCGAUUCAUCGAGGCUGAAGCUGCUUUCCAAAAUCUUCAGAAUUUGCAUUCUCAAUCUCAGGAGGAGCUAAGGUCUCUUGCCACCGAGCUUCAUAGUAAGGCUGAAAUUCUGGAGAAUACGGAAUCCCAUAAGCAGGCUUUAGAGGAUGAAGUACACAAGUCCAAAGAGGAAAACAAAACUCUAAAUGAGAUCAAAUUAUCUUCAUCUUUGUCUAUAAAAAAUUUGCAGGAUGAGAUAUUAAAUCUGAGGGAGAUAAUAAAGAAACUUGAGCUGGAGGUUGGACUGCAAGUAGAUGAAAGAAAUGCUCUUCAGCAAGAAAUUUACUGUCUUAAAGAUGAGCUUAAUGAUGUGAGUAAAAGACAUGAAUCCAUGAUGGAGGAUGUCAGAUCAACUGACUUAGAUCCACAGUGCUUUGCCUCAUCUGUGAAGAAAUUGCAAGAUGAGAACUCAAAGCUGAAUGAAAGAUGUGAAACCUACAAAGAUGAGAAAGAAGCUCUAAAGGAAAAACUGGAGAUCAUGGAGAAGCUUUUGGAGAAGAAUGCUGUUUUGGAGAGAUCCCUUUUAGUUUUGACUGUUGAACUUGAGAGUGCUCGAGGAAAGGUAAAGAUAUUGGAAGAAACUUGUGAAUCUUUGCUUGGGGAGAAAUCCACUCUUGCUGCUGAGAAAGCCACCUUGUUUUCUCAGUUACAAACCACAGUUGAGAAGCUGGAGAAGCUCUCAGAAAAAAACCACCUUUUAGAAAAUUCACUAUUUAAUGUGAAUUCUGAGCUUGAAGGAUUAAGGAUAAAGUCAAAGAUUUUAGAAGACUCUUGUCUGUUGUUUGACCAUGAAAAGUCCAGUCUCACCUCUGAUAAAGAAAUGUUGGUUUCACAAUUGAACAUCACUCAUCAAACUCUGAAAGAUCUUGGGAAAAAACACAGUGAAUUGGAACUGAAGCAUUUGGAACUGAAAGCAGAAAGGGAGUCUGCACUUCAAAAGUUGGAAGAGCUACUUGUUUCCUUAUAUGCUGAGAGGGAAGAACAUUCCAGAAUUGUGCAAUUGAAUGACUGUCAAUUGGCUGAGAAGGAAUUACAAAUUUUUGUUCUCCAAGAAGAUGCAGAUUACCAGAAAAAGGAAUUUGAAGAGGAACUGGACAGAGCUACACAUGCUCAAAUGGAAAUUUUCAUUUUGCAGAAAUGUAUCCAGGAUUCGGAGCAAAAGAACUUCUCCCUUCUAGUUGAGAGUCAGAGACUCUUGGAGUCUUCCAAACUGUCUGAUAGAUUGGUAUCUAAAUUGGAGAAUGACAAUGUUCAAAAGCAAGUUGAUGUGAAUUCGUUGUCUGAGAAAAUUAAAAUACUACGAAUUGGACUGCUUCAGGCGUUAAAGACUCUUGACGUUAACAGUGAGCCUAGGUGUGAUGGUAUUAUUGAAGAAGACCAGGAGCUUCUGAACCAUAUACAUGGCAAACUUCAGGAGACACAGAAUUCUUUUGUCACCAUUUUCAAUGAAAGCCAGCAAGUGGCCAUUGAGAAUUCAGUUCUUGUUGCAUUCCUUGGCCAGUUGAAAUUAAAGGCUGAAAAUCUUUUGACAGAAAGAGAUUCUCUUGAUAAGGAGUUGAGAACCCAGUCUAAGCAGUUCUUGGCAUUGCAAGCAGAGGUACAGAAGAUAUUGGAGAAGAAUCAGGAAUUGAAGUUGACAAUAAGCAAAGGAGAAGAGAAAACGGAAGUAAUGACAACUGAAAUAGAGAAUCUAUGCAAACAGCUGUUAGACUUGAAAGAGGAUCACCAAAACAUAAAGGAAGAAAGUUGCAAAACCUUUGAAGAGAAAAAUUCCUUGAUGAAAAGAUUUCGGGACCUGGGUGAAGAGAAAAGUAAGUUGGAAGAAGAAAUCUGCAUUAUGAUUCACGAUACAAUAGCACAAUCCAAUCUUUCUCUGCUUUACCAGAACAUUGUCCUUGAAAAACUCCAGGCACUUAAAGAGCUAAGCAAAGAUCUUGAUAGACUUUGUUCAGUAAAUACUGACCUUGAGGAGAAACUAAAAAUAAUGAUGGGCAAAUUGGAAGAUGUACAAAUGGAAAACUCAGAUCUUAAAGAGUCCUUGAUAGUGUCAAGCAAUGAACUAAAAUUAGUUCAAUCCGUUAAUGAUCAAUUAAAUUGUCAGAUUAGGAAUGGAAAGGAAUUGUUGUCUCAAAAGGAAAAUGAGAUUCUGGAAGCAGCAAAGAUGUUUAGCACUUUACAUGAUGAGAAAACAGAAUUGCAAAGAUUGGUGGAAGAUCUGAAGAGCAAGUAUGCUGGAGCCAGGGUGAUACUUGAAGACCAAGCUAGUCAAAUUUUAAAAUUAUCCUCAGACAAGGAUACUCAGGCUGCCACACUCUAUACCAGACUGCAGAUUUCUGCUGUCAAUGAGACAUUAUUUGAAGAGAAGGUGCGUGAGCUAGCUGAUGCAUGUGAAGAUCUUGAUCGCAGAAGCAACUUUAAAGGUAUGGAAAGUGAAACGCUGAAAGAAAGAGUUAACAAAUUGGAAGGUGAAAAUGGGAGAUUACGUAGUCAUUUGGCUGCUUAUGUCCCAGCUGUCAGUGCUUUGAAUGAUUGUAUAACAUCCUUGGAGAUGCAGACACUUGCACAUGCAAAUCCUCAUAACUACAAAGUAUUAAAGGUUAAAGAUUUGACGAAUCACAAAUAUGCUGAAAGUGGUCCACAAACAGGUGAAGAUCAGAAUGCUAUGGCAACAGAUGCACUUCCAGACUUCCAAGGCUUGCAGAAAAGGAUCAGUGCAAUUGAAAUGGCUGUUAAACAGAUGAAUGAAAGUUUCAAAACUAAGGAUGAAAUGAGAGAGAUUCAAGUGUUAAAAUCUGGAAUCAGCCGGCGCCAUGAAAAUAUUCAAGCAAGCAAGUAUGUUGAACAGAAGGCAAAAAAAUCAGUGUCAGAUGUCCCUGUAGCAGAAAUUGAAGUUCUGCCAAAAGACAUCAUGCUUGAUCAAACAUCUGAAUGUUCAUACGGGUUAACUAGGAGAGGAACUCUCGAGAAUGAUGAUCAGAUGCUUGAAUUGUGGGAAACGGCUAAUAAGGAUGGCGUUAUUGGCCUGACUGUUGGCAAGGUGCAGAAGAUGGCCAUUGCACCUACUGGAUAUCAUCAAAAGAGAGCAACCAAGGAACCCAAAAACAAAUAUCCUUCAGUAGAGUCCUUGAUUGAGAAGGAGUUGAGUGUGGACAAAUUAGAGAUCUCAAGAAGAUUUACACAUCCACAUCCACAUCCUCAUGAAGAUGGCAACAAGAGAAAGAUUUUAGAAAGACUUGAUUCUGAUGCUCAGAAGUUGACAAACCUUGAAAUUACCGUGCAAGAUUUGAUGAGCAAGAUAGAAAUUACUGAGAGCACAAGGGGAAAAGAUAGCGAGUAUGAUACCGUGAAAGGACAGCUUGAAGCUACUCAGGAAGCCAUCACAAAGUUGUUUGAUGCCAACCAGAAGUUGAAGAAGAAUGUAGAAGAGGGUACCUUGUCCUUUGCUGGGAAGUCUACAGCAGAAUCAGAUGAAAGUGGAAGUGCCAGCAGAAGGAGAGUUUUAGAACAGGCUCGGAGAGGGUCUGAAAAAAUAGGACGGCUGCAGUUCGAAGUGCAAAGACUGCAAUUCUUACUUCUGAAGUUGAAUGAUGAAAAAGAAGGCAAAGGAAAAGCAACGAUGGAUGAACGAAAUUCAAAAGUUCUUUUGAGAGAUUAUCUCUAUGGUGGUGGGACGAGAAGAAGCUACCAGAACAAAAAGAAGAAAGCACCCUUUUGUGCAUGCAUGCAACCUCCCACUAAGGGAGAUUAAGUCGGCAGGAUUUCAGCAUAGUUUAAAUUACUUGAGACUUCUUGUUUGUAAAUCUUACUUUAUAAUCUAGAGAUGGUUCAAGACUCUACAAGUUUUUCUACGGAGAGGAUCUAUUGUUCUUGUAGCGUAGAGAUCCUGCUGUACAUGUUAUGUAAUGUUCACUCAGAAGAAGCUAGGAUGGAAUUUUCGCCAUUUCAUUUUCUGAAUAAUCCCCUCCUUCUUGGUUAGACUUGUCGUUCUUGUCUAGCUAUUACUUUGAUUACCAUUGUGGUGCCAUGCAAUUAUUUUCCUUUUUUCUU
Molecule: messenger RNA, 6095 nt
Organism: Glycine soja
Lineage: Eukaryota; Viridiplantae; Streptophyta; Magnoliopsida; Fabales; Fabaceae
Product: protein NETWORKED 1D-like
Exons: 5
Coding region: 475-5796 (1773 amino acids)
Cellular component (GO): plasma membrane
Molecular function (GO): actin filament binding
Source: RefSeq, a predicted model, not a curated record